Penicillium canescens is the source of this 708-nucleotide messenger RNA. RefSeq lists its product as uncharacterized. The transcript has a single exon. The coding region runs from base 1 to 708 and encodes 235 amino acids. The record is from RefSeq and is a predicted model, not a curated record. Lineage: Eukaryota; Fungi; Ascomycota; Eurotiomycetes; Eurotiales; Aspergillaceae.
AUGGCUGUAGAGCGGCUUGUACGAGACGGCAUCGCGCACAUUGCUAAGAUCAACUUCGUUGCCGAGAUUGAGGGCAUACGAGCCGAGGCUUUGAAGCGAUCUACGAUUAUCUCGGCCUUCAAAAAAACAGGCAUCUCUCCGUUCAAUCCGAGCAUUGUGCUUGAACAGAUUGAAGCCCGUAAUGCGGCACAAACACCAUCGCCGCCGCGGCACACAUCGUCCUCGCCAAUCGGCACGCCACACACCUAUCGCCACCUUCAGAAAUCGGCUCACAAGGUUGAUGACCUUAUUGGCGAUCUCCUGAGCCCGUCAGAAAUUACUACGGAUGAGGCUAAUCUCGUGAGAGGCUUCAUCAAAGGCUCCCUUACAACAGCCGCCGAGCUCCUACAAGCAAAGAGGGAUCUAGGGCGCACCAAAUACGCACAGGAGAUCGAGGCACGCCGAAGAGCCUCAAAGAACUACAGGCUACAAAAAGGAGGCAUUUUGGAGGUCUCUGAGGCACGGCAAAUGGUUGCAAACCGUCAGGAGAAUGAGGAGGUGCGCGCACGGAAGGUUAUCGAGGCUGCGCAGCGCAAAGAGCAUAGCUUGCACCACAGGGCAGCUAUGGAGACGGCGAAAACAGCGCGCAAAUGGCGCUUGAGCGGGCGUUUGAAUGGCGUACGUAUUGUUGAGAGUGGGCGUCAAACGAGGGUGCUACGGAAGUUCUAG